Messenger RNA from Lodderomyces parapsilosis, 1545 nucleotides. RefSeq lists its product as uncharacterized. Gene Ontology annotation, cellular component: membrane. The record is from RefSeq and is a predicted model, not a curated record. NCBI's taxonomy places the organism in Eukaryota, Fungi, Ascomycota, Pichiomycetes, Serinales, Debaryomycetaceae. The transcript has a single exon. Gene Ontology annotation, molecular function: transmembrane transporter activity. The coding region runs from base 1 to 1545 and encodes 514 amino acids. Gene Ontology annotation, biological process: transmembrane transport.
AUGUCAGAUAUAGAGAAACAACCACAAGCACCAAUCACUCCCAGACUGUCACUUGAGUCCGCCACGUUGAAUGAUGAUAAUGAAAUUUACCAUUUGAAAGAUGAAGUGUUAUCGAAAAAGAUAAAGUUGAUUAAUGAUGCCAUUGAUGAAAUUGGAUUCACACCAUACCAUUUGAAAUUGUUCUUUUUAAACGGUAUGGGAUACUGGACUGAUACGCAAUUGACAUACUUGGAGAGCUCAGUACGUACAUUUAUCAAUUAUCAAUUUGGUUUCAAGUUCCCCGUGAGUAACGAAAUGUUGGCGGCAGGAUUAUUAUUUGGAGCUUUAUUUUGGGGGUUCUCUGCUGACUUAAUUGGAAGAAAAGUGGCAUUUAAUAUCUCAUUGUUGUUGAGUGGGUUGUUUACAAUCAUCACCGGAACAAUGUCAUCAAUGGCCAGUUAUUGUAUAUUUGUGUUUUUGAGUUGUUUUGCUGCUGGUGGUAAUUUAGUAUUGGACACAUGCGUGUUUCUUGAAUACUUGCCACACAAGAAUCAAUGGUUGUUGACUUUCUUUGCAUUCUUCUGGGGAAUUGGUCAAGUGAUUGCCGUUGCUUUGGCAUUUGCAUUCUUGCCCAACAACUCGUGUGAAUCGGCAGAUUAUUGUCCAUCGCAUAUCAAUCGUGGAUGGAGAUAUGUCUACUAUACUAAUGGGUCAAUUGUGUUGUUUAUGUCGAUUUUAAGAUUAACGGUGGUAAAUUUAAAAGAAACACCCAAGUUCCUUGUAUCAAAUAAUAGAGAUGCAGAGGCUGUGGAAAUAUUGCAUAAUAUUGCCACAAAGUAUAAUCGCAAAUGUUCCUUAACCUUGGAGAAAUUGGAACUGUUGGGAUCAAUUGAGGUCAAUGAUGAUUUUAGAAAACAUAUUGAUUGGAAAGGAUUGUUUGGAUUGAUGAAACACCACAUUACCAUCUUGUUCAGUAACAAAAAGAUGGCAAGAUCAACAGUAUUGGUAUUUCUUUCGUGGUUCUUACUAGGCAUAUCCUAUCCCUUAUACUCGAGCUUCUUGCCACAAUAUUUGGCAACCAGAGGGGCAAAUAUCUCGGCAUCAACAACCCAUGGAGUUUACCGAGACAAUUUGAUUUCAAACACAGUUUCGAUGGGCGGACCUUUAAUCGCUGGUGCUUUGUUGUAUUUCUUCCCCAUUAUUGGAAGAAGAGGUGUCUUGUUUAUUGGAGGUGUCACCUCAAUGGCGUUCUUGUACGGAUACACGCAAAUCAAAACUAGGCCGCAAAAUGUUGCACUUUCAUCGAUUUCGUAUGCAACUAUAUAUAUCUACUACGCAGCACUAUAUGCAUACACUCCUGAAGUUAUGCCUAGUGCAGCAAGAGGUACCGGGAAUGCAUUGGCAAUUGCAUGUACAAGAGUAGGCGCGGUUAUAGUACCCUUGAUUGCAUACUAUUCAGAUACAUCCAGUGCAGCACCUAUAUGGAUAUGUGGUACUUUUGUUGGUGUUGUUGGGUUUCUCGCAUUGUUGUUUCCAUUUGAGCCAAGUAAAACUAGAGUCGCUUGA